Neopsephotus bourkii (Bourke's parrot) is the source of this 8198-nucleotide messenger RNA. It is a transcript of the gene ABL2, whose product is annotated as ABL proto-oncogene 2, non-receptor tyrosine kinase. The transcript has 11 exons. The record is from RefSeq and is a predicted model, not a curated record. Gene Ontology annotation, molecular function: protein binding; ATP binding; non-membrane spanning protein tyrosine kinase activity. NCBI's taxonomy places the organism in Eukaryota, Metazoa, Chordata, Aves, Psittaciformes, Psittacidae. Gene Ontology annotation, biological process: protein phosphorylation; regulation of apoptotic process. Bases 2764 to 6168 code for a protein of 1134 amino acids.
UGGCCUUGUAUGCAUGUGUCCCUUUGUGAAGGGAGACAUGUGAGAAGCCGGAAGAUAGAACACCAUAUGUUGCCUAUAUAAUGUACAAACACAUAUACAUACAGCCUAUGGUUUUUGCAGCAAAAUGGAAGACAACAGAUUGAGACUGUAUGCAAUAGCUAGUAUUUACCCUAUAACCCUUUCUUUGUCUCUUCCUUCCAUUGGCAAACCAGUCACUUUGGCCUGCUGCCAAUACCAAGUGCAUUUCGGGGCUGUAUUUCCAUUUACAUGUUUUAGGGACACUGGCAGUUGGUUCAGAAAUUCAAAAUACAGCAAGUCUUUUUAGGAGCUCCCUGAGCUAUACAUCUCAAAGUAGCUUAGUCAGCAAGAUUUCCUUUUAUUCAACUUUUUCCCAUUGCUGGAAGAACUAGAGAAAUGCUUCUAAAUGGAUGACUUAAGUUGUACAGGAAAGGUAACCACUCUCAGGAAACAGUUUUGAAGACCAUCACAGGGAAUAGUCUAAAAAGCUGGGAAGAGCUGCUGUGUCUGAAAGGUGGAUUCUUUCACCAAGGAAGCUGAAUAUACCAGAAUUAAGAUUUUAUAUUGUGUGCUUACUGUGAAGAGAAUAGAACAGGAUGCAGAUGUGGUGGAUGGAGAUGGCGAACUGAUGGACUACAGGUUAACUAUCUAGGAAAAUCAGUUGUAAAAGAAAUAAUGCUCAUCUAGAAGGGAGAAAGAUGCCCCAGUUUAUUCUGCUUGGGUUUAUUUGGCAGGACCUGAUCAACUGCUUCACACUGUAGCGACAUUCUGUGUCCUUCCCACUGAGAAACACCUUCAGGAGGGUAGCUGGAAGGGUGCAGGCACAGAAUUGCCCUGUAACAGGAAGCUUACAGCCCAAGUGUUACUUAUCCAUAAUGCCACUGCUGGCCACUGCUUGAUUUCCCAUCAGGAGCUCCUUAACAGAUCAGCCAGCCAAUAAGCUUUGGCUAAGAAUACUCUUCUGACAAAGGCUAAAACUGGUAGAGUUAGUGGAUACCUUUGCAAGUUACAUUAUUAAUCCAACCUAUCUUUCUACUAGUUAUUCUGUGUUCCAAAUGCCAAUUACUCAUCUGUUGUAUUUUAACUAACAAGUAAAUUUGUUAAUUUUAACCAAGGUAAUUAACUGUAACAGCCAAGAGUAAUUUAGCCGCAAAUCCGUACAUAGCUUGCCAUUUUCUGGUACCAUUUCGGAAGUGUGUUACAAAACUCAUGCACAUGUUUCUGAGGCUGUGCUGUCUUUCUCUACAAAUCCUGCUUAUUCUUUGUGUAUUAAUGGAUACACUAAGGUUGGUACAAAUAACAGUGUAAUGAAGAGUAAUUUGAGCAAAUAAGAAGGGAGAAAACAGUAAAACACAGAGGCAGAAACACAGAAAAGUGAUAAAGCCUAGGAGCUCUUAAGUAAAGGCAUUACAACCUCUGGCUACUAGGUAGCAUGCUGCAGGAUUUACUGAGUGUGAUUUUGGAUAAGGAAGAAAAAAGGUCACUCAGUUGUCAGAACUUCACAAAGACAACACUAUGCAGGUAGUCAGCCUAAGUUAUUUUCUUUUUCUAGUUACUUUUUCCACAUAACAUUAGAGGUUGGUGGUACAGGACAUAACUUAUGUCACAGGCCAUACAGGUGAAAGCAGAUCCCCAUCACCACAGGAUACCCAUGGUUUGAUUAUAGUGUUUUUCCACAGCCUUACAAAAUACAAGUAUUUGGAAUAAGUCAGGUUGCUCAUUUCUUACCUUCAGCCUAAUGAGUCCUCCUCACACGGUGCAGCUGCCUUUCUCACAGAGCAGUGGAGUUAAUGGAUUGUAGAAAUGCUGUUUGGUUUUGGUCUUCCCCCUUGGUAAGCUUUGACAACUCCUCUCUCCUCCCCACAACAACCCAACCAUUAACUUCCCUCUCCCUGCUCCCUUUAUACCACUCUGCAGGCCUACCACCAUCCCAGGUGUGAGAGUGCCAUAGUGAUUUCUUGUUCUUUAACCCUUCCUUGUCCACAUGUUAGGAGGAGCCUGUCCUGGUACAAACCAUACAGUACAGCCUUUCAAAAGCACUACAGCUUUUGAAGAAUUCAUCCAACACAUCUUACGGUUUUCGAGAAGUAAAUUUGAUGGUGCCCUUUUGAAGAGUUCCUGACUCUUAGUAGUCAUCAAAUAUGCAGCUCCCAUUGGGUGUACUGUACUGCCCUUGAUUUCUCUUUCUUUCUGAAAUCCUGAAAUGUUCAAGAGUGUUUACUUGCUCAGUGCUUGUACAUCUCUUAGACAUAUAUAUUUUCAUUAACGCCAUUUCCUGUUGAUUCAUCUAAGCAAUGCUCCAGCAACGGUAUGUGGAGUGGAAAAAUGAAUCAAUCUGGGCAGUCUCCUUAAUGGGUGAUUUGUUUUGUAAUUUGUACAAAGGAAUUUCUCCAAGGAAACUGUUUGCUUUCUUCCCAAACACUUGGUUGCCUAACUCUGAUCGGAACAAAACUCUGUCUUUAUAGCUCAUCUCAAAAUUGUUUCAACUUGCAGUCCAGUCCCCACAUCCUCUUGUUUGUUCAGCAUUCCCUGGGAAGCUCCACCCUCACUUCCAGCUAAUAACCACGUUAGCCCACAGCCUGAUUUUUCCCAGUUUCUCCUUUGCCUGCUCUUCAGCCCUUGCUUUCUCUUUGGCCACCAGCCUUGCAAGCAGGGAUCGACUGCACGUGGUGGCAUUUGUGCUGGCAGUGGCAGUCCAGGACUUCUUGUGUCAAGCAGCCUCAUCUGCUUGCUGUGAAGCACAGCAUGAUUGUGGGGACAGUCCUUUUCCAGUCUAGCAGCUAUGGCAAAGAAGGCAAGCUGCUCUGCUGCCUUGGCAAGGAAGCCUCUGAGCCUGGCGUGAAUUUCACAGAGGCCCUGCACCGCCCAUAUGGUUGCGAUGUUGAACCCCAGGCACUGAAUGAAGCCAUCAGAUGGAGCUCCAAGGAGAACCUGCUUGGAGCCACUGAGAGCGAUCCCAAUCUCUUUGUUGCACUUUACGAUUUUGUAGCAAGCGGUGACAACACCCUCAGCAUCACCAAAGGUGAGAAAUUGCGAGUCCUGGGUUACAACCAGAAUGGUGAAUGGAGUGAGGUACGUUCGAAGAAUGGGCAGGGCUGGGUACCAAGCAACUACAUCACACCAGUGAACAGCCUGGAAAAGCAUUCAUGGUACCAUGGGCCAGUGUCACGCAGUGCAGCGGAGUAUCUGUUGAGCAGUCUCAUCAAUGGCAGCUUCCUGGUUCGUGAAAGCGAGAGCAGCCCAGGGCAGCUGUCCAUCUCGCUCAGGUACGAAGGACGUGUUUACCACUACAGGAUCAAUACCACCUCAGAUGGAAAGGUAUAUGUGACAGCAGAGAGCCGUUUCAGCACUCUAGCAGAGCUGGUGCACCAUCACUCAACAGUAGCAGAUGGACUGGUGACAACUUUGCAUUACCCGGCACCCAAGUGCAAUAAGCCCACUGUCUAUGGAGUGUCCCCCAUCCAUGACAAGUGGGAGAUGGAGCGAACCGAUAUCACCAUGAAGCACAAACUUGGGGGAGGGCAGUAUGGUGAGGUGUACGUGGGUGUCUGGAAGAAAUACAAUCUCACAGUUGCUGUGAAAACAUUAAAGGAAGAUACCAUGGAAGUGGAAGAGUUCUUGAAAGAAGCUGCUGUGAUGAAGGAGAUCAAGCACCCAAAUCUAGUGCAGUUGUUAGGUGUAUGUACCCUGGAGCCACCCUUUUACAUUGUGACAGAAUACAUGCCAUAUGGGAACCUGCUAGACUACUUACGGGAGUGCAACCGGGAGGAAGUGAGUGCUGUCGUGCUACUCUACAUGGCUACUCAGAUCUCUUCUGCUAUGGAGUACCUGGAGAAGAAGAAUUUCAUUCACAGGGAUCUGGCAGCACGGAAUUGUUUAGUUGGAGAAAAUCACGUUGUGAAGGUGGCUGACUUUGGCUUAAGUCGACUUAUGACUGGAGAUACCUACACAGCUCACGCUGGAGCCAAGUUCCCAAUCAAAUGGACGGCUCCUGAGAGCCUGGCCUAUAACACCUUUUCAAUCAAGUCAGAUGUGUGGGCUUUUGGGGUGCUGUUAUGGGAGAUUGCUACCUAUGGGAUGUCACCAUACCCAGGCAUUGACCUCUCUCAGGUGUAUGAUCUGCUGGAAAAGGGCUAUCGGAUGGAACAACCAGAGGGGUGUCCUCCAAAGGUCUAUGAACUGAUGAGGGCAUGCUGGAAGUGGAACCCACCAGACCGACCUUCCUUUGCUGAGACCCACCAGGCUUUUGAAACCAUGUUCCACGACUCGAGCAUCUCAGAGGAGGUAGCAGAGGAGCUUGGAAGAACAGCCUCCUCCUCAUCCAUAGUUCCUUACUUGCCCCGGUUGCCCAUGCUUCCCUCCAAGACUAGAACACUGAAGAAACAGGCAGAGAACAAGGAGAACAUUGAGGGAACACAGGAUACUGUGGAGCACUCAGCUUCCAGUUCAGCACCAGGUUUUAUCAGAAGCACACAGCCAACAAGUGGGUCUCCUGCACUGCCUCGCAAGCAGAGGGACAAGUCACCCAGCAGCCUAUUGGAGGAUGCCAAAGAGACCACUUUCACCAGGGACAGAAAAGGUGGCUUCUUCAGCUCCUUUAUGAAGAAGAGGAAUGCUCCCACACCUCCCAAACGCAGCAGUUCCUUCCGGGAGAUGGAGAAUCAGCCACAUAAGAAAUAUGAGCUGACUGGUAACUUUUCAUCUGUUGCUUCCUUGCAGCAUGUGGAUGGGUUCUCUUUUGCUCCCACGCAGCAGGACGCAAGCCUAGCACCACCUAAGUGCUACGGUGGGGGCUUUGUGCAGAGGACCUUCUACAACGACGAUGGCACUGGUACCAGCAGUGGUGGGGGCGUAAGCACUGGUGGUGGGUGGUCGGGCAUCACUGGUUUCUUUACACCACGCUUGAUUAAAAAGACACUGGGUUUACGAGCAGGAAAACCCACUGGCAAUGAAGAACCUUCAAAACCUUUUCCAAGGUCAAACUCUACAUCUUCCAUGUCCUCAGGGCUUCCAGAGCAGGAUAGGAUGGCAAUGACCCUUCCCAGAAAUUCCCAGAGAUCAAAACUCCAGCUGGAACGGACAGUGUCCACCUCCUCUCAGCCUGAUGAGAGCAUGGGGAGGGGCAAUGACCUGCUUCCCAAAAGGUUUGAAGAAGGCCCUGCUUUGACCAGAGAGAGACCAAAAGCAAAACUGUUGCCGAGGGGUGCCACAGCACUCCCUUUCCGAAACCCUUCUGCAUUGGAAGACAAGGAGGGUCCAGGGCUAGCAGCAGCUCCUAAGGGCAAGGAAAAAAACAGUGGCCCACGGCAAGGGGCCCUUGAGGAUAGCGAGAAACCAGGGUGGUCAUCUCCAGUAAAGGCUGCAGCAAUACUUCCAACCACUCAUAACCACAAAGUGCCAGUCCUAAUCUCACCCACUCUAAAACACACUCCAGCAGAUGUGCAGCUCAUUGGCACAGACUCUCAGGGUAAUAAAUUUAAGCUCUUAUCUGAGCAUCAGGUCACUUCUUCUGGCGACAGGGACCGUCCCAGACGGGUAAAACCAAAGUGUGCUCCACCUCCACCACCAGUGAUGAGGCUCCUACAACAGCCAGCUGCCUGCUCAGAUGCAGCAGAAGAGCUGAGCAAUGUGGCGGGAGCGCAGCACGGACUGGAAUCAAGUGAAGGGAGUAAGAAGGCAGCAGCAGCAGCACCUAUUGGUGGAAAAUCUGGGAGGCCUGUGGUGCCUCCGCCUCAAGUGCCUCUGUCAUCGUCUUCCACCUCCCCAGUGAAACUGGCCAAUGGCACGGCUGGCGCAAAAGUAGCGCUGAGAAAGACCAAACAGGCAGCUGAGAAAAUCUCCGCAGACAAAAUCAGCAAGGAAGCACUGCUGGAGUGCGCGGAUCUUCUCUCGAGUGCCAUCGCUGAGCCAACGCCAAACAGCCAGCUGGUGGACACAGGGCACCAGCUGUUGGAUUACUGCUCAGGCUACGUGGACUGCAUCCCGCAUACGCGCAACAAAUUCGCCUUCCGGGAAGCCGUGAGCAAACUGGAACUCAGCCUGCAGGAGCUGCAGGUUUCUUCAGCAGCUGCUAGCGUCCCUGGGGCAAACCCCGUCCUUAAUAACUUAUUGUCAUGUGUCCAAGAAAUCAGCGAUGUGGUGCAAAGGUAGCUACUGUCAAUCUGGGUAAGAAAAAUACACAUGGGGAGGGGGGGACUUUUUUUCUGUACUGAUGCUUUCAAAAGGAAAGACUGAUACUUGAGUAUGUGAAGUACCUCAGAUCACUGAGUUCUCCUCACGUUUACAGGUUCAUCUCAAAGAAUGGGGAUGGAGAGGGUAGAUUAAAGCUGUAAGGGGCAAAACAUCAUGCGUUUGUCCCUACCUAGUCAGGCUGAUCUGCUUGGUAUGGCAAGGGAAGGAAGCUCCUUGCUUCUCUCUUGGAGAGGCAGGAGUGUCGAUGGCAGGUUCUAGCUCUGGAAAGGACGCAUUGAUGUGCGAUAGCUGGAGUACUGGAGUGGCUGCAGACCACUUGGAUGUACAGAUCCUCCCCUAUCUGUGCCAAAGUGUGCUUUGGUCUCCUGACACGGCAAAGUAAAGGCACUGGGGCUCUGUUGGUACCAAGUGCCAAGCAGUCUGAGCUGGAGUAGCCGUCAAGAGGGAAGUUAUGUGCAGUUGGGAGAAAGGUCUAAUGCACUGACAGUAUUCAGAGCUGCUGGAGGUGGAUGCACUAGCCCAGAUGGCUUACUUCCACAGCACUGUUGCUGCUGUAAUGAGAACUGCAAAAUUAGUUAAUAUAUUAAACUAUCCCUUUUCCUUCCUGUCCACCUCAUCCACUACAUGUUCUCAUCGGCGUUGUAUCAGAAGCAUCAGGGAUACUGGGCAGACUUACCACUGGAAUAACCCCUUCCCCACAACACAGCCUUGACUCAGUUGAUACUUACUUCUAGUGGUCUCGCACCAGUGCUGCUUGAUGGUCAUUUGUGAGUAGUUUGGGGGUCUUGCACAACUUGCCAGUUAUUGGGGUGGGUGGUUUUUGUUUGGUUUGUUUUUUUUUAAGCUCUAGGUUGUUUCUAUCUUGUUACCAGGUUGACUCCCCCGUUCAGUUUCAUCACCUUGAGGACCCAUAGUAGGUAAGGCAGAGCUUCUGCCACCCCUAGCUGUUCUCCACAUUCCUUUAGUGGUCACAGUGCUGCGGAGCCAGCUGGAGAGCCAGGAAGUACAGCCUGGCCUGCCCAUUACACACCUUCACUCUGCUCCAGGGUUCUCUGGAUCUGUCCCUUAUCUUGGCCUAAUGCUUCAUACUGAGGGCUUCCUGAGAUUUGUUGUAGUGCUUCCUGGUCUUGCAGGCUUCCAGCUUCCUGGCAUAUGAAGGUGACUGUGUAUGGCAGUGCAGAGGAGAAUCACAGCCAUCUUUUUUAUUUCUCCUGUACUUUAAAGGCUAGAUCAGAAUCUUAUGCUGUGGCAAAGGAAACACGCACAUAAACUGCACACUCUCCUGCUUGAGAUGCAACAACAAGCGUUAUGGCUUUGCCUUGGCGUGCUCCCACUGGGUUAUGGUUUCUGAUGUCUGAUGCCUACUAGCAAUGAAUGCAGUUGUGUGGUUGAAGUUGGCUUCCUUGGUCCUAGUGCUAGUUGUAGACUGUUGUGGCAUCAAAAAGCUGGUCUUCUGCCUAUACGCACGACUCCCUGAGAUGUAAAUGUACUGGCAGGUAAGAAGACCUCAACUAAUUUGAUUUGUGAGAAAUGGAAAACAGGCCUGAUAAGCUGGCUCCAAAUACACAUUACCCUGCAUGCUGCUGCUCACUUCACACUAUCGGUGAUGAUAGAGGAUCUCGCUUGCUUUGCACCUUAAAUCUUUUCUUUUUUGCUAAAAUGCUUUUUUAACUUGUUUUUAAAGUGUGACUGUGCUGCUUGUAGUUUGAGCAUUUAGAGUUGAGCUGGGGCACAGGUGUGAAUUUACAAGAUGGGCACUUCCAUUUCUGUCUAGGAUCAUUGCCCUGUUGGUGCUUGAAAGUAGGCUGGGCUGCCUCGGUGAGCGUCCCUGUUUUUUCCAUGGAGCAUAGCAAGACAGAGGCCUGAACAGUCUUUAGAAAUGAUGUCUGAGAAUCCUCAUUUUAUCACUGGUCUGUGGUAAAAGAAGUUGUGUCACAAGACAUGAAUGCACCUCGGUGAACCAGUGUGUGGGGCAAAAAAGACCACGU